UUUCAUUCCUACAACAUCGAUUCUAGUUGGCUCCAAUGUGCAUAGAACGAGCCAAUACUGACCGCGCGAUCAUCGACCGCGCCCCAGCCCCGUCCGGUUUUGCCAUGUAAAAUGUUUCCGCAAACUACGCCGGGUGUCUAGAAAUAAAUAGGCCAAUUGGCCCAGAUUUAUUUCACAGUAGCCAUAAACAGGACGCUCGCUGUAAACCUUUGUUUUUCCAGGCUUUCAUGGUGUAUCUAAGAGCUGGCAUUUACAAACCUAGACAACUUACCCAGCUGUGGAUUGUUGAUUCUAGGAGGACGAAGGGAGACUCGCGUCACUCUAACCUUGUAUGGGUAAAAUGGUCGCCUUUCUUCCAUAUUACGAGGCCGAGAGCUCCCAUAGGUCACCGAUCAGCGCCGUGACUGGAAAGGAACCCACUGGUGUCAAUCCCCUAUUAGAAAUUCCGGAGAUCGGAGAACAUAAAGAACUACACAGUAUAAAGCCCUUGACUUCGAGUGAAAUAUCAUCUACUACGUCCAGUUCUACAACUACACUUAUCUAUAGCGUUUCGUUUUUUCCGAAUCCAGCUACGCCUACGCCCGUAUCUUCUCCUACAUCCACGGUUGUGUCUGAUCCUACAGGGUGCACAUUAUCUAAUGAUGCAAGCUCGAAUACUUACAACACGCCAUUAAGCAGUUCAAGCUUGAGUCCACAGGCCGUAUCAUUGGAAAGUGGAACCCCGAGUCAACAAAUUCCCACCUGGGCCAUUCCAGUAAUUGUCAUUGUUGGGCUAAUACUACUCGUAUUCCUCGCGUCAUUAGUCGCAUUUGGCUUCAGAGAGCGGCGAAGGAAAAACGAGAUAGGAGGCAAAGAUCCAAGCUACGUGCGUGCCCUGUAUCGGGCAGGGGCGGUGGCCACCGGUUUGUUCAUCCCGAUUUGGAUUGUCAAGUGGUGCCACAGGUCCCGGAAAAUUGAGAACCAGGAACAGCAGGAGAUGUACGACUCGCAAACCUCGGCGUAUGGGAAGUUUGAGGGGCAGAAUCGACAAUCAGAAGAAGAAAUCGCUGCGAGCACUUCCCCCGUGCGCCCGGCAGAAGCUGUGCUCUCGCCGGCGACGCUAGAAAGGGGGACCUCCGUGGUUUCAUCGCUGUCAUCGUCUACUCGGAGUCAAGGUCGAUAUGAGAGAUUGGAUAUGCCCCCGUCGCCGAUGUCGGAGGAUGGAUUGUAUCCCUGGAAAUCAAAUGAUCCAUCAGAGACGGCGUCGGGAAACCUUGAGAAACGGGAGGCCAGUACAGGGCCGGUAGAAAGGACCAGAGUGGAUACUCCGCUGGCUCGAAGAUCGGAUUCAAUGUCAGAAAAGAGGGGAGCAGGAGGUUAAUAUAUUGGUGAUCAAUCAAGUAAAUGUCAUUCAGGGAUUUGAAUACAAUUUUGUUCUUAUUACGAGGAUGGGGAGCAUUCUAGGCAUAACCGCCACUAAUAUUAAAUCUAAAGGUCGAGCAUAUCAAAGGCUUAUAACAGUUCUAAUUCUAAGACCCCCCAUUACCCC
This is a messenger RNA of Daldinia decipiens, 1528 nucleotides long. RefSeq lists its product as uncharacterized. The transcript has a single exon. Lineage: Eukaryota; Fungi; Ascomycota; Sordariomycetes; Xylariales; Hypoxylaceae. The record is from RefSeq and is a predicted model, not a curated record. Bases 332 to 1360 code for a protein of 342 amino acids.